Tyto alba (common barn owl) is the source of this 3491-nucleotide messenger RNA. RefSeq names its product polyhomeotic homolog 3 (gene PHC3). The coding region runs from base 73 to 3027 and encodes 984 amino acids. The transcript has 15 exons. The record is from RefSeq and is a predicted model, not a curated record. NCBI's taxonomy places the organism in Eukaryota, Metazoa, Chordata, Aves, Strigiformes, Tytonidae. Gene Ontology annotation, cellular component: PRC1 complex; cortical microtubule; nucleus. Gene Ontology annotation, molecular function: protein binding; zinc ion binding. Gene Ontology annotation, biological process: cortical microtubule organization.
CGUGAGGGUGGUGAGAAAAUGGCGGAAGCGGAGUGAGCGGCUUGUCCGAGGCUGAAUGAACAUUGUACAGCUAUGGAGAAUGAACCAAACACAACAACAUGUUCUGCAUCUACAACUACUAUCACUACCACCUCCACUUCCCGGACACAGCUACCGCAGAUCUCUGUCUACAGCGGCUCUGACAGGCAUGCCGUCCAGGUUAUUCAGCAGGCCUUGCAUCGUCCUCCUAGCUCAGCUGCUCAGUACCUCCAGCAGAUGUAUGCAGCCCAACAGCAGCAUCUAAUGCUGCAGACUGCUGCUUUGCAGCAGCAGCACUUAAGCAGUACCCAAUUUCAGAGUCUGGCAACUGUACCACAGGCAAGCCUGUCAGGUGGGAGGCAAUGUACUUCCCCCACUGGGAGUGUCACUCAGCAGUCAAGCAUGUCGCAGACCUCGAUUAACCUCUCCACCUCUCCUACACCUGCACAGAUAAUAAGCCGUUCACAGACCUCCAACACCACCAGCAGCAGUAUUACCCAACAGACUAUGUUGCUGGGGAGCACCUCUCCAACCCUGAGUGCAAGCCAGGCUCAAAUGUAUCUACGAGCUCAAAUGCUUAUUUUUACUCCUGCGACCACUGUGGCUGCUGUCCAGUCUGACAUUCCUGUUGUCUCAUCAUCUUCCUCAUCAUCUUGUCAGUCUGCAGCUACUCAGGUUCAGAACUUGACCCUGCGCAGUCAGAAGUUGGGUGUAUUGUCAAGUUCACAGAAUGGCCCACCAAAGAGCAGCAGUCAAACUCAGUCAUUGUCUCUGUGCCCUAAUAAACCUGUAACCAGUUCCAAGGGCAGCCAGCCAGAUCCCUCAGAAAGCAAUAGAAAAGGCGAGAGCCCAACUCCAGAGUGUCGGAGUACACCAGUCACACGGACAUCAAGCAUACAUCACUUAAUAACACCAGCUUCAUAUUCUCCAUUGCAACCUCAUUCUCUAGUAAAACAUCAGCAGAUCCCACUUCAUUCGCCACCUCCAAAGAUUUCCCACCAUCAGCUGAUAUUGCAACAGCAGCAGCAAGUCCAGCCAAUUGCACUUCAGACUCCGUCGGGUCAGGAACCCCCUCCAUCACAGCACUGUCUACCACUUCCAAGCCACGGUCUUCCUCCGGGUCCCAGCAGUGUCCAGUCUCAUUGCUCACCUAUUCACAUCCAUCCUCCACCUCUGACACUAUCUCCUACUCCAUCCCAGUCAGCUCAGCAGUCAGUAGUGGUAUCUCCUCCACCUUCUCACUCCCCAAGUCAAUCACCCACAAUAAUUAUUCACCCUCAGGCACUUAUUCAGUCACAGGCAAACUCCCUCAUGCCAACAGCUCUUCAGCCAGAGCAGACUGCUCCUCAGCAGACUACUACCAAUCCAGUCCGACCAAUUGCACAGCCACUCAAUCUUCCAUCACAUCUUCCACUCCCAUCUUCCCCCGCUGUACAUAUAGGGUCAGUAGAUCAGCCCAGCUUAGUUUCCCCAGGCCAGCAGAUUGUGUCCUCGACACCGCACCAGCAAUAUUCAGCCUUGCAGUCCGCACCUAUCCCUCUUGCAGCUCCUCCUCAGCUGUCAACAUCUUCAACCCAGAUUCAACCACUGCCGUUGCAGUCUGUGCAGUCUUUACAAGUGCAGCCUGAAAUUCUGUCCCAGGGCCAGGUUUUGGUUCAAAACACUUUGGUUUCUGAGGAAGAACUUCCUGCUGCAGAAGCUCUGGUUCAGCUGCCAUUUCAAACUCUUCCACCACCACAGACUGUUGCAGUAAAUCUUCAGGUGCAGCCCUCUGUACCAAUUGAAACUCCAGUGAUUUACCAAGUGGAGAAUGUAUGUGAAGAAGAGAUGCCUGAGGAAUCAGAUUGUGUCCAUAUGGCUAGAACACCUACACCACCCACUUUGUCUCCACCAGCCAUAACCUUGGGGAAUGGAGAGGCACUUAAUUCAGAAGAUCCUUUGUCAGAACAUGGGGGACUACCUUCAGUGACAUCAUCAGUCAGUGCCUCAGUAAUUAAAUCUCCAUCUGAUCCCUCACAUGCCUCUAUUCCACCGCCACCUCUACUGCUUCCAGCAGCAACAACAAGGAGCAACAGCACGUCAAUGCCCAACAGCAUUCCUAGCCUAGAAAAUAAACCUCCACAGGCUAUUGUUAAACCACAGAUCCUGACCCAUGUUAUUGAAGGCUUUGUGAUUCAGGAGGGAUUAGAGCCGUUCCCUGUAAGUCGUUCAUCUUUGCUGGUAGAACAGCCUGCAGAAAAAAGAUUGCUAGUGGAGGGUCAAAUCAUGAGUGUUGUGUGUGUUGAAUCAGACUUGCAGAAUACAAAACAUGCAGACAACUCAUCGGACACAGAGAUAGAGGAUAUGAUUGCAGAAGAGGGACUGGAUGAAAUUGAAAAUGAUCUUCUAAAGUGUGAAUUUUGUGGAAAAAUGGGAUAUUCUGAUAAGUUUCUACGAUCAAAAAGAUUCUGCUCCACAUCCUGUGCCAAAAGGCACAGCCUUAGUUGCACUAAGAAAUUUGGGCUGUUUACAUCAGACAAGAGCAGUCGUUGGAAUCGGAAGUCAGAUAGCCAAAGUCUUGGGCGACGCGGGCGUCAACCGAGUGGCCCUGAUGGGGCGUCACGAGAUCAUUUUCUUAGACAGCUUCCAAUUACUUAUCCAUCUGCAGAAGAAGAUAUGGCUUCUCAUGAAGAUGCUGUUCCGGCUGCCAUGACCACCCGUCUGCGAAGACAGAGUGAAAGAGAGAGAGAACGUGAACUUAGGGAACUAAGAAUGAGGAAGAUGCCGGAGAGCAUUGACUUGUUACCAGUGGUGCAAGCUGACCCAUCCGUAUGGACUGUCGAUGAAGUUUGGGCCUUCAUACAUUCUUUGCCUGGUUGUCAAGAUAUUGCAGAUGAAUUUAGAGCACAAGAAAUUGAUGGACAAGCUCUCCUCUUGUUGAAGGAGGAUCACCUUAUGAGUGCAAUGAAUAUUAAGCUUGGACCUGCGUUGAAAAUCUGUGCACGUAUCAAUUCAUUGAAAGAAUCCUAGAGGGUCAACAUGAAGGUUUAAACAACAGUUUCUCAGUGACAGAACCGACAGUAAUAUGCCAACAUCUUCGCUGUGGCAUAAGUGUUACUGUGAUGUUUUGUUAAAUAUAUGGGGUUUUCCCCACACAAAGACUCAGAAAUGUUCCUUUGAUGAUACCAGGUAGUCCCUCUGUAGUUUUCAACAAUUAAUAGGUUCAUGGUAAAGCCUGAGUAAUACUUUGAGUUGAAGUGGGAGUUCAUGGAAAAACCUGAAAUAUACUGUGAUAGGUUAAAUAUUCCCCAACAUGUACUUUAUCUUAUAAGUUUGAUUAACACCCCAGCACCCACCCCAAUCUAAACACCAUUUAAAUUGUGUUGCUGUAUUCAGAAAGAUUUUUUCCACAUACAGCAGUUUUUGGACUGAAAUAACACAAGUGUCCACAGACCCUGUGGAAGCACUAAUGACAGUAAAAUGCUAUGCAUUUA